This is a messenger RNA of Spirometra erinaceieuropaei, 14031 nucleotides long. NCBI's taxonomy places the organism in Eukaryota, Metazoa, Platyhelminthes, Cestoda, Diphyllobothriidea, Diphyllobothriidae. The record is from the annotation of a GenBank genome assembly.
AUGUCGUCCUCACUCUGUCCAUUGGGUAGCAACCUCGCCCAAGGUAUUUAAAACUGUCUACUUCUUCAGGUUGACAGCCAUCAAUCCCCGAGAGGUACAUUUUCGUGGUCAAGGACGCAGCUUGAAAACACUUUGCUCUUCCCAACGUUGAUGGAUAAACCGACUAAUUUAGCUACCUCAUCCGCCCGUGACGCCGCAGACUGCAGAUCAACAAAACUUAAAACAAGUAAGGCGAUAUCGUCAGUCAGUGUCCGGGUGCAAACUCAACGUCGUCAUAUUCGUGCAGGGCCCUCCUGAGAAUCCAGUCAAUAGCGUAUUUUAACAGAAUCGGCGACAGUAUGCAACCAUAUCGAACGUCAGAUCGAAUGCCGAAUGGUUGGGAAAGAUUUUUAUGGACCAGAACUUGUGCCGUGGUGGAGCGGUAAUAGACCUUGGUCACGGCGAUGAUUUUUGGCGGUACACCGUCUAGCGCCAUUAUCCACCCCAGGGACUCACGAUGGACGGAAUCGAACGCGGCGGCAAAGUCAAUGAAGCAGACGGCCGUCGGUUGCUAGUAGCUAUGGCGGAAUUCGAGAAUGUGCCUCAGUGUGAAUACCUGGUCUGCGCAUCCACAUCCAGCUUGGUUGGGCCUCGUCCUUGAGUCACGCACAGUUUGGGAUCGCCUAAGGAGGAUAGUUGCGAAGAUCUUUGCAGCAACGUCGAUGAGGCAGACGCGACGUAAGUUCUCGCAUCUCGUUUUAUCUCCCUUCUCGAGGAUAAUUACAAGGAUGCCUGAGUUCCAGUCGUCAUGAUCAACUUCGUCUUUACGCAUGUUCUAUCACCCCACGGAGCCAAGACGCCAGAGUUUCGCCACAAGACUUGUAGAUUUCAAAGGGUUUACCGUCCUCUCCAUAGCUUUCUUAUGGCAUCACCGACUUCUCCUUAGGAAGGGGGGUCGCAUGACACUGCAUAGGUGGGAGAUGGAAGGAACUCCGCUGCAGAGGAGAGCGAGGGCGUGGUGGGAUGGACAUCGGAGUUGAGAUGGUGCUCGGAGCGCUCACGCUAACGUUCGACUUUGGUUGAAUUGUCAGCAAUAAAGCCGCCGUUCACGUCGCGAACAGAGUCACUCAGUGCAGAGGACUUACCACUAACUUUUCGGAUGAGGUGGUGGAGUUUUAGAAUGUCACCGACGUUCGAGGUCUGUUCCAUGGAGGCCGCUAUUUCAGCCCAAUACUGCUUUCGCUCAUCCUUGUCCGACUUUGCCGUCAUCUUUCGGAGUUGGAGAAAGGAAUCAUCACUAGGGGACCUGACUCGAGCCGUUUGAGCAGACAACUGCAGGGUUCUUCUGCUAAUCCAGUCACUGCAGUGUCGCUGGGUAUAUCCAAGGAUUUUCUCAGAUGCCCCAUAGAUUGACGUUUUCAAUGACGACUACUGGUUUCUGCCUUCUCUGUCGGCUCGGGUCGUGAAGCAGGACCGAAUUUCUCUGCUCAGAGCCUCGGCAGUGCUGGUUUGCCAGAUUUUCGCGACAUCGAGGAGUCUAGGACGUGGCAUUUUUGGCGCGGAUGAGAGGUGAACGUUCAAGCGUUUACGAGCGGGAAUAUGGUCCGACCCAUGGACGUUACCAGUCUCGGCACCGUGAACCCAUCCGCGGAACCUUGAGCCGACUAGUAUGUAGUCAAUCUGACUGGCCGUAUGACCGUCGUUUGAAUACCGGAUCAGCAGAUGUUUGUUGCGAUGCUGGAAUCACGUUUUGGUGACAAGCAGACGGUUCUGAUCAACGAAUUUCAGCAAUCUCUCGCCAUCUUCACAUCGCGAACCAAUCCCAAAGCGGCAAAAAAGAUAACUGUAGAGUCGCCAGAUCCAUUCCGGCCAUUCCAAUCCCCGGAAACAAUCAGCAGAUCGCGGCGAGAGAGUCUGUCAACUAACGCUCGCAGUUGCGAGUAAAACGCCGGCAGCUGGGGUUGAUGCGUACACAGAAACGAUAGAGAUGUUCGUGAAGUGACCCUUCAGUCGCAGGCAGGCCAUCAGGUUAUUGACUGGUUCUCAAGCAAGUAAAAUAAGGUUCGCUUGUUGCGAGAGGGCGAUCGUCAUACCGUGUCUACCAAAAGAGUUGCGUGGACCGCUUUGGCACAGAGUGAAGUGUGAUUCGACUCCAGAGAUCUUUAUUUCUCGUGAGUUUGAGUCAGGAAGUCGGACAGGCAGCAGACAUCCAUGUUGUACUGAUAAAGGCAGCGCGCGAUCAUAAUUUGGGUGCCAAGGUCUAGGAAUGUUCGCACAUUCCAGCAUGCAGUACCAACUGUCGGUUCCCGUGAACGUCGUAGCAUGGAUCCUAAUCCUGUGAUCGGAUAUAUUUCAUGAGGUUUCUUGGAAAUUUAGAGUACAAGCGAGUCUCCAGUAGCCACUAACAUUGUUUGUUCGAGGUUGUCUCCUCUAGCGUCAUGGCUCAAGAGCCCAACUAUAAGGCGGCGGUGGCGAGCCACCGCCAUGGUCGCCAUGCCACAAUGCCGUCAUCGGACUUAACGGCUCUUUUAUAAGACUUUCAACGUGCCAGACCUCAGCUUUCCGCACACUGGCAGCGCUGUCGCUGCUGGUCCCCGACUGCUUAUUCAUCAGACCCGACAGCCUGCCUAUUUCGCAUCUACCCCUCACUAAAGACGGUUCCACUCUCCGGCACCUGGUAGCUGGCAGUUAGGCUAACUGGAAACCCGCCUUCCCGGCCCGAUCCCACGAUCUGUUGGCAGUCUACAGUUCCGCUGUUUAAGAAACUGCGGGGGGGGGGAGUGGAACCCAUUUUUCCUAGAUAUUUUAUUCUUGCUGAGAUAUGCCUGCGUCCAAUCCCUCUUUUCCCGCUUUUUUUAGCAUCCGUCCUCCUCUCAUUGGUUCUUUGCCAUGCUCAACAGCAGGGCAGGCUUUUAACCAUGUCCGAGAGUCCGCCUAAGCACUUAACUUUUGACUACUCCCUCUGUCCUUCCAACGGCGAUGUCAUCGCGCCUAAGGUAAGCAUCCGAUACUUCCGUAAUUUCGUAAUUUUUCUCUUCUGUGGGAUUACGACUUUUGGCCGAUAGGGUAGUCCAAAUCCUUACUAAAAUAUGCUCGGAUACAUACUCCUCUUGCCCCCACCCCCUCAAAAAUAGUCGUCAUGAGCUCUAGCUCUAGACUGCGUUAGCACUCAUUCCAGUGUGACCCGCCUACGAAGUCUCCAAAAUUCCGCCCAAACGUGCGCUUUUUCUGUAUAUGUUGGGCAUGUAAUCUACAUUCCAUGAAGCGUAAGCUCAGCUGAAACCUGUGCGUCUCGGCUCCAUUUCCAUGCGACGCCUCUGCAGCCUGUGUGAUUCGAGUCUGAGACCAUCACGGUGUGUGUGGAUCGCCGACUGAGGCCCCAACUCAGUCCACGCAGUCUGCCUAAUUGUGUGUGUGUACAGUAGGUGAGCUGACUCAUGAAAUGUCCACCAAAAUUCCGAAAUGCGUUUUCGUUUCUAACAGAUUAAAUUAGUAGGGUUGUAAAACCAAUCAUCACGCAGCAUAAUUAUAUAAUAAUUCAGCUACUCCAGGAUGCCGGCUUUCGAAUGAACUCCUUUCCGACUGCAUGCAAGAAGUAUGCUCUGCAAAAAAUGACUACUUCAGUAGCAUAAAAUUUUCUCAUGCAUUUUCGCUGUUAUUAAAAAUCCAAUUAUAUUUCAUGGAAAACAUGCAUAAAAUAUUCCUUUUGCCUAUUCGGUAGAAAACUGCAUCUUCCUACUUUAUACUCUAAUGAAGUGUAUAAUUCGGUUUUCAAAGACUCUUCCAUUUCCCGAAUACUUUUGAACCCGCUCCGCCGUUACACUUGGAUUCAGGGUUUCCAAUCUACAAGGCGUAUAUUUUCCGCGUACGGAAAACCACGCAUUUCUCUACGGUAAUAAAGGUGGACCAUAUAGGGUUCAUAAAAUUCCGCAGUAGAUUUGAUCCAUAUUGUUAACUUUACAAGCCACAUUGAUAAAUGCAGAGACAUGACGAUUUAUGAACGGCCAUUUCACGGUAUUUAAAAGUCCCACAAUUAGGAACUUUUAAAACCGAAUUAUCUCCCUCCUUCGAGCAUAAAAUUAAAAGAAGACGUAAUUUUCUACCGAAUGAAUAAAAGAAUUAAUAUUUUACGCAUGUUUUCCAGGAAAUAUAAUUGGGCUUUUAGGGACAUCGAAAAUCAGUGAGAAAAAUUCAUGCUAUUUAAGUAGUCAUUUUUUACAGAGUCUAGUUUCUGCAUGCAGCCGAAAGGAUGUUCAUUCGAAAGCCAGCAUCCUGUGGUAACUGAAUUAUUAUAGAAUUAUGCUGUAGGCUAACUAGUUUUACAAACCUACUUAAUUACUCUUUUCGAAACGAAAACGCAUUUCGAAAUCUUGGUGAGUAUUUCAUGAGUUAGCCCACCUACUGUGUAUGUGGAGUGGCGGGCUGGUGGGCUGAGAGCCAGGCCGAAACACCUCCUUCUUAAUGCGACCUAUAGCAUCCAGGCAUGCGAGAAGUACGCCGCCCAACCCUUGUUGUGUGAAAUCCUGGUGUUUGUGCUUGAGGGGCCAGGUCGUGCAUGUGGCGCGCCCGCGGACAAGGUCACUAGAUGUGCCAGCCAUCGCGCCAAUUCCCUGCACAUGUCAGCUGGCCGGCUCGGACAGUGACUAAGGUUUGGGAAUUGGAAGGGAGAGUAAGGUCGACGACUCAGCGCAUAUUCCUCCCUAUAACCAAUCUGACGUGCUUGAAGCUAUCACGGUGCGCUAAAAGCCGUGACUUGAAAGGUUGCCAACUGACGGGGUAGUAACGUGGACCUCGUAGUCGACCUAGUGUUUGUGUUUGUGAGGAGCGACCGAGCGGUGGUCUAAGGGUCAGGCUGCAAUAGUUCCUUCAAAAUGUGGCCUUUAUGGCACUUCCACUCUGUGAGAUCCAAGUGGUGCGGCUUCGGCCGCGUCAGCCUCCCUUUUGUUGUUAGUUAAAAUCCUGGUCAUUUGCUGCGUGGACCAGGGGGUGGGGAGUGGAGCGCCACGGUGCGGGCUCGACUGUACCAUCCACUUGCGCCCUCCCCCGCUUUGGUUUUCUUCUACCAUGUCUCUACACCGGGGCCCAGGUAGGAGAGAAGGAGAGAGUGCGGUAGAUGCUGCGCAAGUAACCGCGCCUGCCUCAUCUGGCUGUGGAGCACACGGUGGGCAUCGUCGGAUGCGACAGUCGAUUUGUCACUAUCUGUAUGCCAUGCAGUGCAAUCCCUAGGUAUUCCAAUCACUCCAGUAAUCUGACUUUUGAAUGUGCAUCUUUUUGCCCACCUACAGAAUUCAUACUCGCCAAAAACAUCUGCAUAAGUAGUAUGAUCCCCGUCGAUCCUCCAUGUGCCCAUAAAUUCGAAAUUAUUUAACAUAAAGCAUACAAAAAGUAUGCCUUCUUACACCCACUUUGAUAGAAAAUCUCAUUUUCUUCGAGUUUUCCGUCUGACGCUACAGGAUUUUAAGGUUUAAAAAGGUUACUAAUUUUGAAAUUUUAGGGCCGCCCUGUAUCCGUCAUUUUGUCAAUGCUCCCUGUGAAAUAUCUAACGUGGUUCAUAUCUGUUGCAAGAUUUUAUGAGAACUAUAUGGGGCCUUCGUAAUGGCGUAAAGAAUUUGUAAUUUUCUUUAAAUAAAAUACACAGCUUGUACUCUCGUAAGUUUAGGCGUAAAUUCAACGGCAGUUCUGGUUGGAAACUACUCGAGAAUCUAAAACUUUUUUCUAACUGGUAUAUACUGUGUUUACGAGCGGACAAUUUGCAUAAAGCUGCUACGUUUCGACUUAUACGGGAAGCAAAAGUCGAUGGAAGAAAAUCAUACUACUUAGGUAGUCGUCUUUCGCGGGCUUUAGACAAAGGUAGGGUGAAGGACUCCAAUUAGGUGUGAGUAUACUGUGGAUCCUGUCAUACGAGAAUGGUGGUAAUUGGGGGUGGGGCAGUAAGCUGACGGAACGCAGGAAAGCUCAGAAGACGGUCGGUGGCAAAAACGAUACUUCCGAGUAAAAUAAUAAAUGUAUGCAGUUACGACGUUCAGCUAGAUAUGCCAUGACGUUCCAUCUUGAAUGAGUGCCUGACCAUCGAACAACUGAGCCUAUCCUCUGGCAGACAUUUCCGAUAUCUCUCAAUUCAGGCUCAGUUUAUCUCCGUUUAUUUUUUUAUUUCUCCCCUCUUGAGUACAACUGCCAGUCAUCGCUAUUUAACUAGGUUUCACAUGUAUAUACGUCAGCACACGGUCCACAGUCUACUGGCAGCUAAUUGGGGUCCUUCACCCUACUGUCGCAGAGGUUUAUUUCUGUAGACGACCGAAAGACACGAAUUCCGGCACGACGGGAAUAUCUCCGCAUUAUGCUGUCUUAUAGCCCCACCUGAGUAAUUCCUUCUAAUCGAGAUCACACCUCAAAACAUCAUUCAUUAAUAUGUAAUGUGAAUUAAGCAGCUUUUAACUUACCUGUAAGAUCUCGGUAGUUCUAGUUCUUACCUGGCUAAUGCAGAAGGUUUUGACCUUCCUCUUUCAAUCACCUUUUUGCAGUUCACUUAUUCGUAGCCCCACCACACAGACUGGAUGUCUCAAGGAAAUGGAUGUUGUAUUUUAACUCGCGGGCAGGCAUAUAUAGAUUGAUUCGUCAGAUGCAAUCAGCGGCCCUGCGGCGAUUAAACUAAUUGGUGUACCUUAGUCCGCACGGUCUCAGAUGAAGUCUUGAUUAUAAGAAAAAGAUUCAAAGGUCGUAGGCAGAAAUUCGCUUUUCGCAGAGCUCUCACCUGAUGUUUCAACAGUGCCCUCCAAACCUUGUUAAGCCAUGUUUCUGUCAGAGAUUUCAUGUCUUAAAAGCCAACUGAUUUUGCAUGUUUGUGUAGACGUAAUCAAGGAUUCUUGUAUUCGAGUUAUGUAGGCCGUCUUAUCAGAUGACUUGUACAGUAGGUGGGCUAACUCAUGAAACGUCAACCGAAAUGCGUUUUUGUUUCGAAAAGAUUAAUUAGGCAGGAUUGUGAAACUAGUCAGCCUGCAAAAUAAUUCUAUGAUAUUUCAGUUACCUCAGGAUGCCGACUUUCGAACGGACUUCCUUCCGACUGCAUGCAAGAACUAUGCUCUCCAAAAAAUGACUACUUCAGUAGCGUAAAAUUUUCUCAUGCAUUUUCGCUGUUCUUAAAAAUUCAAUUAUAUUUCAUGGAAAACAUGCAUAAAAUAUUCCUUUCGCCCAUUCGGUAGAAAACUGCAUCUUCCUACUUUAUACUCUAAUGAAGUGUAUAAUUCGAUUUUUAAAAACUCUUCCAUUUCCCGAAUGCUUUUGAACCCGCUCCGCCGUUACACUUGGAUUCAGGGUUUCCAAUCUACAAGGCGUAUAUUUUCCGCGUACCGAAAACCACACAUUUCUCUACGGUAAUAAAGGUGGACCAUAUAGGGUUCGUAAAAUUUAGCAGCGGAUGUGAUCCAUAUUGUUAACUUUACAAGCCACAUUGAUAAAUGCAGAGACAUGACAAUUUAUGAACGGUCAUUUCACGGUAUUUAAAAGUCCCACAAUUAGAAACUUUUUAAAAACCGAAUAUUGCCCCUCCUUCGUGUAUAAGGUUGGAAGUAGACGCAGUUGUCCACCGAAUAAGUGAAAGAAUGAAUAUUUUUCCUAUGUUUUUCUUGAAAAAUAAUUGGACUUUUAGGGGCAUCGAAAAGCAACGAGACAAAUUCAUGCUACUUAAGUAGUCAUUUUAUUAGAGUGUAGUUUUCCCAUGCAGCCGGAGGAAGUUCGUUCGAAAGCUGGUGUCCUGGGGUAACUGAAUUUGAUAUGCUGAUUGAUUUUAGGACCGUACUUAACUAAUCGUUUCGAAUCGAAAGCGCACUUCGGAAUUUCGGUUGACAUUUCAUGAGUUAGCCUGCCUACUGUAGUCUUGCGUUCUAGCAACCCGUGACUGCCGGGACGCGGUUGCGCCCGAGGCGAUUGGCCAGCUUUACUUCCGGGUUAGCCAGGCGGUUGGGAUAGCGUGAAGGGACUCAGUUUACCCAGCCCUUGCAACAAAUUUGCUUGAAUCUAACGGUGAGAGGCGCUGUGGUAUUGGCAGUUGGCUAGAGGCCCAGCGGGCUCGAUAGAAAUGUCAGGUAUGUGGCGACUGGAUUCUAUUGUAUGUGCGCUUCCCUCUUUCUCCCUCCUCUUUCCUUGUGCGACCUCGACUUGUUUGACACAAGCCUCUGUUGAGGAUCGAAUUUCCUAUCUCUCCUGUCCGAAAUUCACUGUUGACCUGUCUUUUGGGGCGGGCGAACUUUGUCUCAGCCCACCUGCGCCACACAUCAACUCAGGAUGAUUAAGAUGGCACAUUGUUAGCGUACGAUCAACUGGUCCUGCGAUCUUACCCGAUUCUUCAGUUAGAUUGCAUGCUUCCUCCUCCGCCGCCUCCCCCUACAGUUCUUUAUCUUCGAACCCUACACCCUUGGCCUUCCUGACCUUCUCUCCCCCUAGAAUUAGGGCUUCCUCAAUGGAACUCUCUGCCAUCGGUAGAAUUUACGCUUGUUUACACAGAUCGCAGCGGUAGGAUGAAGGAUUGCACUUGAUUGGCGGUAGACUGGAGGUCGUGCCCUACUGUAGGCAUGCGAGAUUGUAGUCUUUGUAGUCUUUAUCCGGUGUUUACUUUUCUAACCAUAGCCUUCUAGACGCACCCUGAAAGUAUCACGACGCUCUGACGGUCGUUGCAUGGGAAGUUAUCAGUGCGCAGGAUUACUGGAGUCUACAAAAAAACUGGGGGUUGGGCUGCAAUGGCCCCCUGCUAUAUGUGACUUCCCUGACUUCCAAACGACGCAUAGGUGGCUUAUAAACGCAUUUUGGCUAAUAUGCUGUCGUUCCCAGUGACUACUCAUCGGUAACUACAGAUCGCGGACUAACCAAUGAAAUGUCAACCGAAAUUCCGAAAUGUUUUUUCGUUUUGAAGCGGGGAAAGUUAUCAGUGUGCAGGAUUACUGGAACCUACACAACACUGGGGGUUGGGCUGCAAUGGCCCCUCCCAUAUGUGAUUUAUCGCGAUCUCGCUUUUGUUCGACCCGAGAUCACCUCACCUCGAAGCCUAGCUUGUGCGUUUCACGUCCAGACAGACUGUUUCACUUUGUCAGUAACUACGCACAAGCCUACCCCGGUCAUCUUGAAACAGUAUGAACGCGGUAUGCAAGCUCGCGCGCAAGCCACCAUUAAACCCCGCCUUCCCCCUCCUGCCGGUCAGUGAUGAUUCUCGUCGCUUGCCUCCAACCAACUGUUUUAUAAAAAGCAUUUCACGACCAUCAGCAAAAUAGUCUUUUCUUAGUCUAUACCAUUUGACGCGAUUCAGCCGCAACUCCCUCCAUACCUUCUACAUUCCCCUGGUUUAUCACGGCUGAAUACCCUCCGGGCUUGGAGUCUCCAACAGAUUUCUUACAGGGGCUCAUCGCUGCAGCCCACGUCUAAGCCGAGAUGUAGGGGAAAGCGAUCCCGGGACACUUGGGUGUUGUUUCAGUUACUCCCUACUCAUGUGAGUCUGAGACAGCAAAUGGAUACAGUCGCUAACAGGAGUUAUUAACUUAAGCCCCUUACUGCAUUGGUCACCAAUUUGGAGCCAUUAUGAUGUUUCGAACCCCAGGGCAGCCGCCUGCUACUGGGCUUAGGCAUGCCGAUGAAAUCAUUCUUUCAAUUUUUGCAUGUCCAUACUAAGGAUAGCCGAGCAGUAUUUAAACCAUAUGCUUGAACUACGCGCCCCCUACCAUUGUAUAUUCCCGGUCGAAAACCGACAGGGCAACGUGCUCGUGGCCGAGGGGUUAGAGGCGUGGACUUCUAACUAAUAUGUCGAAAGUUUGAGCCUCGGGUGUUCCAUACCUCGGGGUUGGGUAUGACUGGCUGACGACGGCUGAUAAGCCAGAAAUGGCCAUGCCAGUUUCUCUUGUCUUUGUCGGUAAUAACAUAUUGCCUAUAUCAUGCACCGCUGUGUGGCUGCUGAUUGGUCUCGAGACAGAGCCCGUAAGGCACAACGGAACGGGUGAGUUCCGUAAGAACGAUCGGUGAGUGCCCCCUACCAUAGCUUCUGUUAUUGCCUACACAUCAGCAAUGCGACUGGAAGUUGCGCAGGAAUCAGCAUCAUGCUGGUCUUCCCAAAGUAGUCGAUUCGCUGCUCUAACCCAGGUCUUGUGAGUUUCUUUUGACAAAACUUAACUCGAGGCAACUUGGCUACUAAAUAGAUCUGGAUCAUGGAGAAUCUGACUCUUUAACGCAGUUUUGGUAAAAACAAACUGUCCCUGAUUGUUUUAUUCGAUCCGUUUCCGUUUCCUUGCAAACCUCUUCCAACUGUUUAAGGUGAAGAUCUCCCGAGGUCUGUUUUAACAGAUUACCCUUUUAAAGCAGUUGCAUUCACAGAAGCAGUCUAUCCAUGUUCUCACCGUAGGCAGAGGUUAAAAGCCCAGACACGUUUUUUGCGGAUUUUCUGCUGUCGCAAUAAGCAGUGUUCCACACUUCGGUGUUUGGGUAUGACUGGCUGAUGACGGCCACUAAGCCAGAAAUGGCCAUUCCAGUCUCCCUUGUCUUUGUCGGUAAUGUUAUUCUACGCAUAGUCAGCCAAUCGCUGCCCUGCACACAUCUGAUUGGCUACUCACUUGUCCUUAUAAGGUGACCCUUUCGCGCGCUCACAUGGACUUCCUGGACUCCCUCCAGGACCGCCUCUUCCUGUUGCCCUGCCGGGCCGUCUUUCUGCACACUCUGAGCACCAACACGGCUGGCCUCCGUUUCUACGCCCGUCACGGUUUCCGGGUGCAUCGAUUGGUCCCGCGUUGCUACCUCAUCGACGGCAAACAUGCAGACGGGUACACCUGCGUCUUUCACAUGAACGGAGGCUUCAGCCAGGAGGCGGGGGACGCUGAAAUUAGGACGUAUCCUUUUUAUAAUAGACUGGUGAUCUGUUGUCCUUCCUGAUCAGUUUAAUCAACUUCUUAUUAAUGGGUGUUUUGGUGGAUUUUGGAUGAUUUGUUUUGACCCAACUGUGGAAACAGCAAGGGGCAGGUUUUUGUACAGCCAUCUGAGCUACGAGGUCCCACCGGAAGCCGUGAGUUUAAUCACAUUCGGGUCAUGUUACCCGCUCAGCCUACUGCAGCGUAUGGAACCCACCAAAUCUGGUACAGUAUGCUGACUCCCUAAGCAGAGUUUCCUAAGUCGUCCAUCAAGAGUCUAUCAGGUAACUACCAGGCUGUCGUGCCUUCGAAUCCCACCGGGGUUGUCGAGUUUUUCACAGUUGGGUCAAAAUAACUUAUUAUCGACUCGCAUUACGCAUCGGCCUAGCCGGCCACUUGCCAAUUCACUGCGCUGAGGCCUGUGAACCAGUGUCUGGAGCUACGAUCUGACCUGCCUAUAAUACCGCAAGACAUUCAGAUAUGGCACUGGUCUUUUCAUGCACACACGCUUUCACAACAAACCCACCUUCUACACCCUGAAGCGUCUUCGCCAACAACAUCUUCGGUACCAGCUGAGUAGUCACAUUUCCAUCCUGUAUCUGCUGCCACCGUACAUUUGCAUCACGCAUUGGCCCAGUCGGUCACUUGCGGAUUUAUCUCACAAUGACCGAAGAACCAGUGCCAGGCGCCCCAGCAUACACCCUCCACAGCCGUCACUCCUGACCAAACUGCCCCAGGACAUUCGACCAUGCGCGUACCCACGAAAAUCCGCACUAACUGCAGUCCAACUCCAUCACCACACUUUUCUUUGGACGUCUCCUCUCCUACACACAUACACACACCCCUAGGCCACAUUUGAACCCCCACACUUCAGGCGCCACCCCCUGUGACACUUUUUUCAUCUCCUAUGACGGGCGCAACAGCAGGCCAGGACAUGCGCGUCUGAUGUAAGUAGGAGACCUGUUCUUGACGUACUCUGGUGGAUGAACUAUUAAUCAGGCUUGUGUGGCAUACUAGGUGGACUGUCUAACUCUGUCAACCACUGCGCUCACAGUAGACUGACAUACGGUGGAUGGCAUUGAGAAUGAGGUCAAAGCUAAGGAGUGCAUCCGCACGACACAUCAGCGCAUUCCUCAGUGUCAUAAAUCUGGCGCUCCAAAAGUCGUGGCUUGACAGGUUACCAACUGACAGGUCACUGGAGUUAUUGAAGAACCCAGAAUCAGACUACAUUAACCCCCUAAUGUGGCCUUUAUGGCAUAUGCAUUGAUGUUAGCUCCGAGUCUCCCCUAUGAAGGUAAAGUAAGUGGGCUUGCUCAUGAAAUCUCAACAUAAAUUCCGAAAGGCGUUUUCGUAUCGAAAAGAUUGAUUAAGUAGGGUUGUAAAACCAAUCAUCGUGCAGCAUAAUUCUAUGAUAACUCAGUUACUCCAGGAUGCCGGCUUUCGAGCAAACUUCUCUUUGGCUGCAUCCAAAAGCCAUACUCCGUAAAAAAUGACUACUUAACUCGCAUGCAUCUUCAUUCAUCUUCGAUCUCCUUAAAGAUUUAAUUAUGUUUCAUGGAAAACAUACACAAAAAUAUUCAUUCUUUUGCUCAUUCAGUAGAAAAUUACGUCUUUUAAUUUUACACUAAAAGGAAGGGUAUAAUUUGGUUUUAUAAAACUUUUCCAAUUCCCGAAUCAUUGUGAACCCAACCUGCCGUUACACUUGCAUUCAGGGUUCCCAAACUACAAGCCGUAUAUUUUCUGCGUGAGGAAAACCAUACAUUUCUCUACGGUAGUAAAGGGGGACGAUAUAGGGUUCAUAAAAUUAAGCGGUGGAUUUGAGCCACAUUGUUAACUUUACAAGCCACAUUGUUAAAUGCAGAGACAUGGCGUUUUAUGAAGGGGAAUUUCAUUUUAUUAAAAACUCUCACAAUUAGAUACUUUUUAAAACCGAUUUAUACCAUUUCUUUGAGUGUGAAAUAGAAUGAAGACAUAAUUUUCUACCGAAUGAGCAAAAGAAUGAAUAUUUUUAUUCAUGUUUUCCAUGAAAUAUGAUUGAAUCUUUAAGGGUGUCGAAAAUCAAUGAAGCAAGUUCGUUUGAAAGCCGGCAUCCUGAGGUAACUGAAGUAUUAUAGAAUUAUGCUGCCUGAUGAUUGGUUUUACAACCCUUCUUAAUUAAUCUUUUCGAAACGAAAACGCAUUUCGGAAUUUCUGUUGGCAUUUCAUGAGUUGGCCCACCUACUGUACAGCAAAAGUCUUGGAACGGGGGUCGUGUGUGGCACAUCCAAACGGGCCGUUCAGUCUCGUCAUCCAUGGUGUCCGAGUCUGCCCCCGAUCUUCUUGGCAUUGUCCCUUUAGUGGGCUGCUUUAAAUCUGUAUUAGCAGUUUGUAAGGGUGUUUAUGUUAGCUGCUUGUGGACCUCCCGGGCACAUCGUAUCAGAAGACUUGUAGUGGGUUUACAACGUAGCAAGAAGUAUGAAGUAAACAAAGCUCACAUGCCAGUAAUAAAGGCCUUCAUGCCAAAGUAACUGGCAUAAGACAAAAAAGACAAUUGGUAUUUCUGCCCACCCCAAACCCCUCGCGAUUUGGAUCCCGCAUAUGCACCGUCACUGUUGCCCACCGACUGCAGAUGUAGCUUUCUCUCCCUUAACAACCAGCCGUUAUCCUUUGUUUGUCCAUGAACUGCUCUGUAAAUAACGUAGGUGGGUAAUCCUGGUUCAUUUGGCCUGAGGUGGUGGACCUCUGCCUGAGAAGACAGACCGAUGAUUUGAGAUUCCUGUCUCCUCUAGCUGUUGCCUUAACACAGUCUUUCCGCUAAAGCCAGUGGUUGACAUGGAUUCGUGAGAGGGGUUCAACCGCCAGAAGCACCGUGGCCACUUUGUUUGUUUCCACAGUCAACACCAUUUUGAACAGGGGUCUGCAGGUCUUGAGCGGUGCCUUUCGUCUCUGUGAUCAGCUCGUCGGCGCCGCACGCCUCAGCACCCUGAAGUUCGCCCUCCCUGCCGUCGCCGGAGUUCAGACGGCCGCGCGCGCUCCCCGCCGGCGAAGUUCCUCCUCCCCCGAGUGGUCUGGAUAUCCUCGCGUCAAAGUCGUCCCCUUGGGAGGCAAGGCCAAGGGCUCUUCCCUCCGACUUGACCAGUCUGGUCUAUCGACAUCCCUCCCCUCUCAGCCUGACUCCGGGGGCGGUGGGAUCUAG